This is a messenger RNA of Theileria equi strain WA, 3960 nucleotides long. RefSeq lists its product as hypothetical. The record is from RefSeq and is a predicted model, not a curated record. The transcript has a single exon. NCBI's taxonomy places the organism in Eukaryota, Apicomplexa, Aconoidasida, Piroplasmida, Theileriidae. Bases 1 to 3960 code for a protein of 1319 amino acids.
AUGCAGUCUAAACCCCUCAAAUCGAAAAUGUCUCAGAGGGUAUUGUAUCGCGCCAUCCUCCAUGGACCCAUGACAUGGAAAACAUCACAUUCCGGAGGCCAGGUGUGCGACGAAGCGCCGUAUUUGGUGGCAUUUGAACCGAUGGGCUCGGUCGUUGUACUUGCUCAGGGUACAAUGGUACUUCCACAGUUGUUUAUUUACGGAACAAAGGGAGAAGAACGUCAGGUCUUGUCGGUUUUCGUAUUCGCUAAAGCUACGGUCGCAAAAGAGUUUGUAUCUGCCCUCUACAAAGCUAUAGACAGGAGGUUCAAGUUGCUGGAUAUCCUCCAGUCACCGCCUCUCUUGGAACUCGUUAAAAAGUCACUCUCCUCCUUUCACCUGCCGCUGGAAAUUGUCUUGAGAAAAAUCGACUACUCGUUAGCGCGCAGAUCACACUCGCUGAGGAAGGAUACAGCGUCCACAAAGUUUGGUGGUCCGCUGAGUGAACAUAAUACAACCGGGAUAAUCGACUCUUAUAAUUUACGAGUGGGUCUUGGUGAAGGAAUUCCUAGUAUUAAGGAUUUGACUGAGCUUAAUCAACACGUUCUCAAGUGUUUGGACCGCAAAGGUGCCAAUGUUAACAGGCUCUCCUUGAGCUUUUACAAGUUGGGAACACUAGGCAGUGGUGACACUUCCGCUAUAAAUAUGCCUCAUCGACUGGGUUGUAUGACUCCCGGACCGCUCAUGCAAACACCCUCGGUCUAUCAAGUACCCAAUGGAACAAAGAGUCUAUUUGGUGAUGUUCCCAGAAACGUUGCAAGAUCCAUAACUUCGGGCAUGAGCAAGCCUGGCGAAUGCAGGCUCAAGGUUACAAAAUCUGCAAUGGGUACCAGAGACUGUGGUAAGAGUGUAGAUCGGGUAAUUGAUCAUUCCAUUGAUUUGGACAGGCUUCGUAACAUGUCUACGGAUGACGCUGGGCAAAGCUUUGUUGCCCUGGAUUCUAUACGGGCCACUAUUCAGUCCACAGAUCGGCCCCUUGACCUUUCCAAGACCAGUGAAGGUGGUCAAGAAGAUGAUGUUGUAUCGGGGGUUAAUGAUGCUACAAACGUUCCAUCUGUCGAUAAUGUCAAAAGUACGGGAAACGAGGACUAUAAAACGCUUGUUGAGGAUUUAAAGAGGGUAUCCGAGGAAAACUUGCGCAUGAAACAGGCAAAUCAAAAGUAUAAAACUAGAAAUUCCAAGCUAAAUGAGCAAAUUGAACUUCUCAAGCGUGAACAUGAGCGUCAGCUUGUAACGCUGAAAAACGAACAUGAACAUGUGAUUAAAAAUUUAAAGAGUGAGCACGAGUAUGAAUUGGAAAGUGUAAGGAAUGAUUGUGAAGAUGAAAUGGAUGACAUGAGGAGGGAUUGCUUGCGUGAACUCGACUACAUGGCUGGUCAGCAUGAGAAUCAUAUAUCUACCACUAAACAUGAGCUGAAUGAGACUAGAAUGUUGCUAAAGGAGGCUCACUUGACCAUUCAGUCAAUGGAGGAGGAAAUUGCCAAGAGCGCUGCACAGGAGCAAAACUUGGCAACCUCCCUCAAUGAACAUGCAAGGUUAAUGAAGAGGCUAAAACAUGUGGAAGAAAAGUAUUCACAGGUUUCUUCUCUAUUGAAAAAGGGAGAAGAGGAUUCGGAAAAGUAUGUAGAAUUGCAGGAACAAGCUGCCAAAAUGCAGGCCAAAAUUGAGAGACUUGAUGAGGAAAAUAGAGACUUGUGCGCCAAACUGGAUCAAGCUCAGAGAGACUUGGAGGAAAUGGAGGACAAGGAGGAAAAGCUACGGACAAAAUUAAGCAAGUCUAGAGAAAAGAUUGAGAAUUUGACAAGUGGAAACACAAGGACUGCAGAGGUUGAACAGGAAAAUCGAUCCCUCCACACCAAAAUUGAUUCUCUUGUGGAUAAACUUGAGGCAAUGCAAGAGCAAAAAUCUAGCCUAGUUGCAGAGCUUGAAGCAGAGGAACGUGCAAAGUUGGAACUUGAGUGUAGGGUGGAAAAUAUGAAGAUUUGCAUAGAAAAGCUUACGAGGAGCAUUGAAGAACAUGAAAGAUCUGGAUCUAGACUAGGCUCCAAGCUUGAACUCUUGGAGAGUAAUAAUGGAGCCUUGCUGAAAAAAUUGGAGGAUGCAAAACUCGAGCUCUCAAACGCCAAUGCAACAAAACGUCAGCUUCAAAAGAGCUUCGAGGCUCUAGAAAAGACGAAUGAAAGUCUGGAAAAGAAUGUGAAAUCUCUAGAGCGUUCAAACUCAUCCCUUGAAAAAAGGAAUGGGGAUCUCAACAAGGCCCUCUUGGAUAUGGAAAGAGCGUGUGAGUCUCUCAGGUCCUCCAAUGGUUUUUCAGAGCUAGAGGAGCUAAAGAAUGGCUAUGGCCUUUUAAAGGAGGAGAAUGUCAAGCUGCAGAGUGCACAUGCAGAGCUCCAGAGAAAACUUGCAGGGUUGGAAAAGACAAAUUCUGGGCUCGAGAGGAGAAAUGCGGAACUGACGACAAAACUAGACGAUUCCAAGGGCACUAUAAAGGAGCUCAAGGGGAAAAUUGCAAAAUUAGAUGCCAAAAAUGCAGAACUCAAGAGAGAUGUAGAGUCUCUGGGGAAAUGCGAUGUGCAGCUCAAGAAAAGGAUCCAAUCCCUGGAAACCUCCAAUGCUGAAACUAAAAAGAAGCUGGAACUGGAAGUGAUAAAGACGGGUGAUCUAAAGGAAAAGCUAGAGGUUGCAGAGUCCCACAAGAUUAAAUGGAAGAAGGAAACUGAACGGGUAAAGAUGGAAAUUGUUCAAGUGGAAAAUGAAUUGGCCAGGGUUGAAAAGGAGUCGAAGCGUAGCAAGACUGAGUUUGUUCAGAUUGAUAGAGAACGAACAAAGCUAGAAAAGGAACUCGGAAAAGUCACUGGAGAUCUCAAGGAAGUCAAGAGGAGGAACAUGACACUCUGCGCACGUCUAUUCCAAUCCAUGGUGAGACAAAAGAAGCAGGAGAGGGAAACUGUACUUUUGCGGGCAAGAUGCACCUUUGCAAGUCAAAGGGCUGCAUCUGGCAAAAACCUUUCUAGGCUCCUCAUCUCCAACAUUUUGAAAACCAAGGCAAGGCUCGCCAAGAGGACAUGUCAAUUUGCAAAAAUUGUAGAUGCCCUCUCUAUUGAACGUCCAGCUACUUUAUCCGCCAUUAUGGACGGGAUUGAAAAGUUGCAAAUUGCAAGUGAACCAUGCAAGAGGUGUGAGGUCCAGGACAAGGAGGCUCAAAAUCGUGAAAGAAGAAACGAAAAGGAAAUUGAACGCCUCAAGAAAUCCUUUAUGCGGGCUUGCAAUGAGAGGGACGAAAAAAUAAAGGACUUAGAGGUAAAAUUAAAAAAUUACAACAAGACCAGCAAAAAUGAACGCAUGUUAAUGAAUGAAAAUGAAAAACUCAAGAACCAGCUUAGAAUUGAACGUGACAAUUUAUACUCCCUUGAGGAUGAUGUAAAGGUUCAAAUUGAGACGGAAAUGAUAAGAUCAUCAAAUGAAAAAAACGCACUCUAUGCCAAGCAGUAUGAACUCAUUAUGCAGAAUACUAGUCUGCAAAAGGAAAAUGAGCGACUUAAACACACAUUGUCACUCAUGUCUACACACGGUGAUGAAACAUACCUGUCUACCCGAAGUGGCGCUGAUGUCCUUGAUGAAAAGUUUGGGAGGAUGCACAGUAUUUUUAAUGUGGAUGGAGGGGCUAGUAUUGACAAGUAUAGCACUAUAGACAAACCAAAUGUAGCCAAAUAUGGCCAUGUAGUAGUAGAUGGGUACGGCCGUAUUGAAGGAUAUGGCAGUACCGAUAAACAACCACGUCGUCGCGAUGCUGAAAGAGUAAGCGAUAAAUAUGAUGACGACGAUGGGUAUUUUGCAGUACAGGGACCCUUGUAUAGAGGAGAAGAAGAAAAAGGAUAUGUUAAUCGCACUCCGUACAUUACGGUUCCUCCGUAUUAUUAA